Papilio machaon (common yellow swallowtail) is the source of this 849-nucleotide messenger RNA. RefSeq names its product enoyl-CoA delta isomerase 1, mitochondrial-like. Gene Ontology annotation, cellular component: mitochondrion. Lineage: Eukaryota; Metazoa; Arthropoda; Insecta; Lepidoptera; Papilionidae. Gene Ontology annotation, molecular function: enoyl-CoA hydratase activity. The record is from RefSeq and is a predicted model, not a curated record. Gene Ontology annotation, biological process: fatty acid beta-oxidation. The annotation marks the transcript as partial. The transcript is spliced from 4 exons.
AUGUGUUUAAUACGAAGAUUUUUAAAGUAUAGAAAGUUAUGGUCGCCUCUUACGAGGUCCUAUACCACACAAACACCAUUGGUAGACUUAACAGUGGACGAUGAAGGUAUAGCCACUUUAACCAUGCAACGUCCACCGGCCAACACAUUCAAUUUGGAAUAUUUACAUGAAAUUACCAAUUCGCUGAAUGAAAUCUCGAAACAGAAAGUCAAAGGCGUUGUUUUUACAUCCGCAAUACCUAAUAUAUUUUCCGCAGGGCUAGAUAUAAACGAAUUUAAUAAACCAGAUUUACAGAGACUAGAAAACUUCUGGAGCAAUGUUCAAGAUUUAUUUACAAAAGUUCUCAGCUUAGACUUCGCUACUGCAGCAGCUGUUAAUGGCCAUGCACCCGCAGCUGGUUGUCUUCUCUCUCUAGCGUGCGAGUACCGUGCCAUAGUGAACGGUAAUUACAAGAUAGGUUUGAACGAGGCAGCUCUAGGUAUCAUAACCACGCCAUGGAUUCAAGCAGUGAUGUACCAAGUCAUACCAAUGAAACAAGCUGAAACAGCGUUGACAACUGCCAAGUUGUUCAACGUGGAUGAAGCUCUACAGAUCGGUCUUAUAGACGAAAUAGCAUCAAACAAGGAAGAUGCUAUAAAAAGAUGUAAACAAUACAUCAGAAAAUUUGAUAAAAUUCCUCUACGGGCGAGAGCUUUAACUAAACAAAGAAUGCGACAAACUCCUAUAAAAAUACUACGAGAACAACGUGAAGAGGACAUUAGAAUGUUCGUCGAUAUAGUCAUGGACCCAUCAGUGCAAGAUAAUUUGAGCGAUUAUGUUGAAAAACUUAAAAAUAAGAAAAAAAAAGUA